Aspergillus puulaauensis is the source of this 1038-nucleotide messenger RNA. RefSeq names its product recombinase DMC1. The transcript has 9 exons. NCBI's taxonomy places the organism in Eukaryota, Fungi, Ascomycota, Eurotiomycetes, Eurotiales, Aspergillaceae. Gene Ontology annotation, molecular function: ATP-dependent DNA damage sensor activity; ATP binding; single-stranded DNA binding. The record is from RefSeq and is a predicted model, not a curated record. Bases 1 to 1038 code for a protein of 345 amino acids. Gene Ontology annotation, cellular component: nucleus; condensed nuclear chromosome. Gene Ontology annotation, biological process: reciprocal meiotic recombination; DNA recombinase assembly; mitotic recombination.
AUGCCUGCAUCUGAAGCCAGCGACGAAUUCCCCGAUGAUGAUUUCAUCGUCGAUGUCGAUUGCAUCCAAGCCCAUGGAAUUGGUGCUGCCGAUAUCACAAAGCUCAAGGCGAAUGGAUACUUUACUAUUGCCUCAAUCCACGGGGCGACGCGGAAGACUUUGCUGAGGAUCAAAGGUUUCAGCGAGAUCAAGGUAGAGAAAGUCAAGGAGGCCAUCAACAAAUGUUUGCCUUCGGCCUCGGGUUUCAUUACAGCAAUGGAACUCAGCCAUCAACGGAAGAGGGUUGUUCAUAUCUCAACAGGUAGCAAGCAGUUUGAUUCGAUUCUGGGAGGUGGGUUUCAGAGCAUGAGCAUCAGCGAGGUAUUUGGCGAAUUCCGCUGCGGCAAGACCCAGCUCUCCCACACCAUGUCCGUUGUCGCACAGCUUCCUAAGGAGAUGGGAGGUGCGGAAGGCAAAGUUGCCUACAUUGACACUGAGGGCACUUUUCGUCCGGACCGCAUCGGGCAGAUUGCAGAACGCUUUGGACUUGACCCCGAUUCCACCAAGGAGAACAUUGCUUAUGCUCGUGCUUUAAACAGCGAGCACCAACUCGAAUUGCUCAACACCCUCAGUAAAGAAUUUGUUGGAGGAGAGUACAGACUGUUGAUCAUAGACAGCAUCAUGAACUGCUUCAGGGUCGACUAUUGUGGGCGAGGAGAGCUGGCGGACCGUCAGCAGAAGCUUAACCAGUUCUUGAUGAAACUCGCUCAUAUGGCUGAAGAGUUUAAUAUCUGUGUCCUAAUGAUCGAGGUUCAUAUUGCUGUCCAGACAAACCAAGUGCAGAGUGACCCUGGUGCAAGUGCUCUUUUCGCUGGAGCUGAUGGCCGCAAGCCUGUUGGUGGACAUGUUCUUGCUCAUGCUUCCACGACUCGAGUUUUGCUUCGAAAGGGUCGUGGCGAAGAACGUGUAGCAAAAAUACAGGAUUCGCCGGAUUGUCCUGAGCGCGAGGCGACAUAUGUUAUUACAAAUGGCGGUAUUAAUGACCCUGAUAAGGUAUAA